AUGAGAAAAAAUCGGGAAUUUCUACUCGUUCUGUUUUUGGUCGCCUUCAUUCUUUUCUAUUUUAUCACAUCCAGAACAUCCGACGACCCAUACUACAGUAGUCGGCGUGGCAAAUUCAGAAGCGGCGAUGACGACGAAAUCGACAGACCCCGACAAUUAGCCGUUCAGGCUGAUGACGGAUACAAUAGAACGUCGCCUUUCAUAUUCAUAGGCGGUGUUCCUCGUUCCGGGACGACGCUAAUGCGAGCCAUGCUAGACGCCCAUCCCGAUGUUCGAUGUGGAGAGGAGACACGUGUCAUUCCACGUAUUCUGAAUCUCCGAUCGCAAUGGAAGAAGUCAGAAAAGGAAUGGAAUCGGUUGCAGCAAGCAGGUGUCACCGGAGAGGUUAUCAAUAAUGCAAUCAGUUCGUUUAUUAUGGAGGUCAUCGUAGGCCAUGGCGACCGUGCGCCCCGCCUCUGCAAUAAGGAUCCGUUCACAAUGAAAUCGGCGGUCUACCUGAAAGAAUUGUUUCCAAAUGCCAAAUAUCUUUUGAUGAUUCGAGAUGGGCGGGCUACAGUAAACAGUAUUAUAUCCAGAAAAGUGACGAUUACGGGAUUCGAUUUGAACGAUUUUAGGCAGUGUAUGACGAAGUGGAAUGCGGCGAUUCAGAUCAUGGUAGAUCAGUGCGAAUCGGUUGGUGCCAACUGCCUCAAGGUCUACUACGAACAACUGGUUCUUCAUCCAGAAGCCCAAAUGAGGAGGAUAACAGAAUUCUUGGAUGUCCCAUGGGAUGACCGAGUUCUUCAUCAUGAGCAGUUGAUUGGGAAGGAUAUCUCUUUAUCUAACGUCGAAAGAAGCUCAGAUCAAGUUGUGAAACCAGUGAAUCUGGAUGCGCUGAGUAAAUGGGUGGGGACGAUUCCAGAAGACGUCGUGAGAGAUAUGGAUUCAGUGGCACCCAUGUUGAGGAGGUUGGGAUAUGAUCCCAAUGCCAAUCCGCCUAAUUAUGGAAAACCCGACGAGCUGGUCGCCAAAAAGACAGAAGACGUUCAUAAGAAUGGUGUGGAAUGGUACAAAAAAGCGGUCCAAGUGGUCAACGAUCCCGAACGAGUCGACAAACCGAUAGUGGACAGUGAAGCGGCCGCCGGAAGGGAUUAA
Caenorhabditis briggsae is the source of this 1134-nucleotide messenger RNA. RefSeq names its product Protein CBR-TPST-1 (gene Cbr-tpst-1). Gene Ontology annotation, molecular function: protein-tyrosine sulfotransferase activity. Gene Ontology annotation, cellular component: Golgi apparatus. NCBI's taxonomy places the organism in Eukaryota, Metazoa, Nematoda, Chromadorea, Rhabditida, Rhabditidae. The record is from RefSeq and is a predicted model, not a curated record. Bases 1 to 1134 code for a protein of 377 amino acids. Gene Ontology annotation, biological process: peptidyl-tyrosine sulfation. The transcript has 6 exons.